AUGUCGGCCUCGCUACCUGGCACGCGGGAGCUCCCCGCCUCGCAGUAUGACCUCGAGACGUAUAUGGGACGGGUGCGCCAUGCAAUUGGCAUCACAGACCCCUCAACAUUGUUCGCAGGCACAACGGGCCUCGAGACGGCCAAGAAGCUGGUGACCGAAUACAAGACAGGCAAGGUCGAGCACAUGUCGCCAGCGCUCUGGCAUGCGAAGAAGGUGGUGGAUUCUACGCUGCAUCCUGAUACCGGCGAACCUGUCCUGCUCCCAUUCCGAAUGUCCUGCUACGUCUUAACCAACCUGGUCGUCACGGCGGGUAUGCUCCAGCCCGGUCUGGGCACGAUGGGCAUCGUUGGGUGGCAGGUCUUCAACCAGUCCCUCAACGUCGCCUUCAACACUGCCAAUGCCAACAAGUCGUCGCCCAUGUCCACCGAGGUCAUGGUCAAGUCCUACCUCUCGGCCGUCGGUGCCUCAUGCUCCGUCGCCCUGGGCCUGAACGCCAUCGUCCCGCGCCUCAACGUCUCCCCCUCGACUCGCAACAUCCUCGGCCGCUUGAUCCCCUUUGCUGCCGUCGCCUCGGCCGCUGGCCUCAACACCUACCUUAUGCGCCGCGACGAGAUCGUCAAGGGUAUCGACGUCCGACCUGUUCUCUCCGAGGAGGAUAAGGCCAAGCUCAAGGCUGAGGGCAAGUCGGAGCGGGACGUUCCCUCGCUGGGCAAGUCCCAUACCGCCGCCAAGAUUGCCGUGUACGAGACUGCCGCCAGCCGAGUCUUCACUGGUAGCCCCAUCAUGGUCAUUCCCCCUAUGGUGCUCUACCACAUCGAGAACAAGCAGGCUUGGUACAAGAACCUCAUGGAGAAGGAGUGGGUGCGCGCUCGACCCCAGUUGGCCAAGGGCAUUCCCCUCGGCCUUAACCUGGGUCUCAUUGCCCUCACUUCGUUUGCUGUUCUGCCUUUUGCCCUUGCCGUCUUCCCCCAGCAACAGGAGAUUAGUGCCGAGAUGCUCGAGCCCGAGUUCCACGGUAAGGGAGGUUUGAAUGGCAAGGUCAUCUUUAACCGUGGUCUGUAA
This is a messenger RNA of Fusarium falciforme, 1062 nucleotides long. RefSeq lists its product as hypothetical. Lineage: Eukaryota; Fungi; Ascomycota; Sordariomycetes; Hypocreales; Nectriaceae. Gene Ontology annotation, cellular component: mitochondrial inner membrane. The record is from RefSeq and is a predicted model, not a curated record. Gene Ontology annotation, molecular function: monoatomic ion transmembrane transporter activity. Bases 1 to 1062 code for a protein of 353 amino acids. Gene Ontology annotation, biological process: mitochondrial transmembrane transport; monoatomic ion transport. The transcript is spliced from 3 exons.